Messenger RNA from Stegastes partitus (bicolor damselfish), 5456 nucleotides. RefSeq names its product SKI-like proto-oncogene a (gene skila). NCBI's taxonomy places the organism in Eukaryota, Metazoa, Chordata, Actinopteri, Pomacentridae. Gene Ontology annotation, molecular function: SMAD binding; DNA-binding transcription factor activity, RNA polymerase II-specific; RNA polymerase II cis-regulatory region sequence-specific DNA binding. Gene Ontology annotation, cellular component: transcription regulator complex; nucleus; cytoplasm. Bases 422 to 2716 code for a protein of 764 amino acids. The record is from RefSeq and is a predicted model, not a curated record. Gene Ontology annotation, biological process: negative regulation of transcription by RNA polymerase II; negative regulation of transforming growth factor beta receptor signaling pathway; negative regulation of BMP signaling pathway. The transcript has 8 exons.
ACGCGGUGUCCUUGCAGCAGAAAAAAAAAAGGAUCACCAGGAGUGGGGGUGACAUUAAGAAGUAUGUGUAAUUAAUGGAUGCAAGGCUAAUGAGAAAUAGUAGCGUGUGUCUCUUUAGCAAAGCACUGCGGGUGUUGUGAUGUUUGACCGAUAUGGUUGGAGGUUUUGGCAGCCAAACCGGAGUCCCCCCGGCAGGCUCGGGGAGAAGGAAGGUGGUUCCCUGUAGACCCUCAGUUAUUGGUCGCUGAUACGAUUUUGCAGCAGUGGCUCAGAACAUAGCAAACUUCAGUAACCAUCAUGCAUGUGUCUAACUACCUGAAGAUUUGUGUCAUUUGAAAAGACUUAAGGAGGGAAAAAAAGACUCAGAGGAAUACAAGAACUUGGUCAGCAGACAGAAACGACAAUAACCCUGUGCUUAGGUAUGGCCAGCACCCAGACCAGUUUGAAAACCCCUUUCAAAGACUUGACCUCAUUCAAGGGAAACAUGAAGCGGCUGUACAGAGAGCGACUGGAAGAUGCACCCAUCAAGAAACGAGUGAUCGCGGAGAUCAACCUAAAGCGUCGCAGCUUGGAUUCCCUCCCCAAAACUCCCAAGGUAAAGAGGGAGCAGCCUGAGGAUCUCCGCCACGAAUCUGACAUGGAUGUGGAGGGCCGGGCUGAACUGCACGUGAUGGGCUCUGCUAAAGCCCUGGACUUGAGCCCUGGACUCAAACACACACUGGCCCAAUUCACCCUCAGCAGCCAGAGCUCCCUCGGGGGCCCGGCUGCCUUCUCAGCCCGCACAGGCCACGAGCAUUCCCCUGCCGGCAUGCCCCCCCUGCCCUCCCCUCCUGUUUUGGGAGGGGGCCCUCUGCUGGUUCCCUGUGACAGCUCCACUGAACUCACCCACUCUCUGCUGGAAGGGGAGUCCAUCUCCUGCUUUGUUGUUGGGGGUGAGAAGCGGCUCUGCCUGCCCCAGGUGCUCAACUCUGUGCUCCGUGACUUUUCGCUGCAGCAGAUCAACACUGUGUGCGACGAGCUCUACGUCUACUGCUCACGUUGUGAUGCUGAGCAGCUGCACAUCCUCAAGGUGCUGGGCAUUCUGCCGUUCAACGCACCUUCCUGUGGCCUCAUUACACUGACGGAUGCACAACGGCUGUGCAAUGCUCUGCUGCGUCCUGGGGCAGCCUUGCCAGCCGACCCCAGUGGUAAGCUGUCGGCCCAGGGCCUGCUGAAGGAGAGCGAAGCCACCUUCCAGGUGGAGCACCAGUGUCUGGGGAAGUGCCAUGGUCUCUUUGUGCCCCAGUUCUACACCCAGCCUGAGGCGCCAUGCAUCCAGUGUGUUGAGUGCCAGUUGCUCUUUUCACCACAGAAGUUUGUCAUGCAUUCACACAAGUCACCUGAUAAGAGGACCUGCCACUGGGGCUUUGACUCAGCCAAGUGGCCCUGCUACCUGCAGCUUGCCAGGAAGUACCAGGGGACCCCUGAGGAGCCCAAGCUCAAGCAGCUGCUGGACGAGGUCAAAGAGAAGUUCCACUACCAACUCAAGAGGUCGCUAGACAAAAAGGCAGUGGAAGAGGAGGAGAGCCAGGUGAGGAAAUCCUCGGCAGAUCUCUGCUCCACUAGCGACAAGUUGGCUGAUGCCGACCCUGCGAGAAAGGGGAAAACAUCUACACCUACUCUGGUGUUUAACCGUCUUUUCUCAGACAUAAAGGAGGAGCCAGGACACCCCACCCUGGUCCAUCCCAGUUACUACCUGUACACAUAUGAUAAGAUGGUGGCUCCCAAUGUGUCACUGCGGAGGGAGGCGGAGAUGAGCCCUGAGAUGCUCGGAGCGCUUCUCAAACACCACUACAGUCGCAGAGUGCUGGGCCACGACGAGCCACCACUGGAUCUUCACGCGUCGCCUCCUGUCGCUGCUGGCGCCGCCGAGGAGGCCAAAUCCCAACGUGCCGCUGCUGUCUCGGCCACCGAACGGGAAUGCCAAACCCAGGCAGUUUCCAUGGAGACAAGCAGUCCGGGCUCCAAGAAAGCAACCCACAUCCCCACCCACACCCCUCCUCCUCCUCCCGCGUCGUUGUUGUCAUCGGUAACAGAGGUAGCAGCUAAGGACAUGAGCUCUGCCACGUGCAGCGCCGCAGUGGUGGUGGGGGGGCUGGAGGACGACAAGGACAGGAUUGUUGUGGAGAUCAUGCAGAUGUACAGCAGGCAGCAGGAGAAGCUCAACUCCACCCUGCACAAGCAGCUGCAGCUGGAAAUGGAGCUGGAGGCAUUGCGCGGGGGUGAAGCGGCAAGACUACGGGAGCUGAGCGCCGAACAGCGGGAGCUGCGCUGCGAGCUGGAGGCGGUGCACAGUGAGCAGGCACGGCAGCUCAGCCAGGCCCGCCAGGAGCAGCUGGAGCUGGAGACCCGUCUGGAGCAGCUCCGACAGCAGGCCUGCGCCUGCGAGCCAGGGGCACAGCGCCAGCAAGAGGCCCACUACACUGCACAGUUGUCAGAGCUGCGUCAGAGGCUGGAGCGGGCGGAGGCAGACCGGCAGGAGCUGCAGGAGGAGCUGUGCAGAGAGCGGGAGGCGCGAGAGAAGCUGGAGCGCACCAUCGCCCAGCUCAAACAGCAGAUGGCCCAGUCUGGCACGAUGGGAGGCAGCCCCUCUCCUCCUCCCACUCCCUUCCCCAACGCCCACUCCCCACCCUGCUCUUCCUCCAUCUCAGAGGCCCCAGCGGCUGGCCAAAAGUAACUGCCACCCCUCCAGGCGCCUCCCCCUCCCUCCCUCAUUCCUCUCCCCAUUACCCGCCAACUCUGCAGACACAAAUAAAUCAGCCUGAAGCAGAAAGGAGCUCCACAUCUCCUCAGGCUGUUUUUAAGUUGCGCAUCUCACCCUCCUCCCCUUUUAUUUCAGUGUAGGACUGACGUUUUGUUUUUGUAAUUUAACAUCUCUUAAAAAGUUUUAUGGUUUAUACUUUUUUUUCUUUUUUGCUUCCCUCUACUCUUUAAACAGUAUUUAAAAAAUUUUUGGGCAUGUAUGUUUGAUUUAAUUUAUAGUUUUUACUGAACAAACAGCUGCUUCAUAGACAGGAGAUUGGUUAGGUAGAAACCAACUUAGCCCAUCACUAUUUUUCUCCCUUGGCAUUUCCCACCUUCCUCUCCCGUCUCUCUCUGGUUCUGAAGCUAAUGGCUUGGAGAUUGCGGACUUCAGACUCUUGUCUCAGCUCCACACAGACGUCACUUCAUGCUACUACUUGGCACAGCAGCCGGUGCUCCUGGACACACAAUGCUGCCGGGUUGCAAGCCUCCUCUGUCUUUCUGUACGUAAUGCCCAAACGCUCGAGUACCAGCGACUGCAGGAAACUGCAUUUACAUUUCAAUACAGUUUCUUUGCUUCUCAUAAAACACAGAAACAAAAGUACAACAUGUCAAAAUGUCGAGUCUGUAUGGAGGAGAAAGACCUUUACUGUAUAAAAGAUACAUUUUGCAGAUGUCGCAAAACCUCAUGAAAAUAUGCCAAUAGUGACACUGAACUUGAAGUGAGUGUUUUGAGUGUGACCCCUACAAGGUAGCUAGCUAGGAUGUUGCCUGGCCUGGACCACAGCUGCUCCGAACACAGACUGGUUUCCUCUUCGCUCUGCUGGGCACCACCUGGACUCUCCUGUUGUAGACCAAACAGCGUGUUGGUUGAUCCACCAGCUGCCCAGUGUCUCCUCUAACCCGACCGAGACCUCACACCUUCCAUCGCUGUACGCUAGCACCAUUGCCCUCUGCUAGGAAACUCUUAACACUGUGGUUUUCACUCGCUUUGGGCAAGACAGGAAACACUGUGCUCCUUUCAGGCUUGAAGAAGCUCACGAGCAGUGUUAUGCACUUAUUACGCUCUCCUCCCCCAGAGUCCCCUGGGAAAGGAAUGUGUCUGGACACGGGGGCCGGUUGAGCUGGUGUAGCUUUUCUGAGAAAUAAGAAAGACAGGGUCUCACAUGUGCAGUAGCUGCACUCUGUUGCCAUAAUACAUACGACAUCCUAACAUGCCUGCACACACUCGAGUGUGUCAGUGUGGUGCAGGCAUUCAGGCAGAACAAUGGCCCCAGCGUUCCCAGCAGAUGAUCAAAGCUGCAGGCUGUCCCUGUUUUUCUGGGCUUUUUUUUUGUAUCAUUUGACUUCAUUGUUAGCAGACGGUUUUAUCCCCACCAUGUUUGUCAGAGCGUCAUCGAAGAAUGUGGGUCGCAGGUGAAAGCAGUUAGUCCAGGGUGGUUUGCUUCCCGUUAUUCUGCCUGGCUGAACAAACAGCACCGGGCAGGCAGGGAGAGGAAGAGAGGGGAGGAUUGAGGGGGGAGGGCUCAGAGGGCUGGUGCACUCUCCCCCGCGGCAGGCUGGGUGGCCCAGACGCCGGGGGUACCAAGGGAGCCCUUUUUUGUUUUGUGCCGUCAGAAUGGGGGCAGCUGUUGUUGUCUGGGGCCCUCUGCCCACCCUCGGGUGAGACUGUACGGUGUUCCUCAGCUCUCAACAACCUCCCUCCCUCCUCCUCUCCCACAGUCACUCACUUCCACUUGCCCGUCCAUCCAUCUCCAUCUCCCGAUCAGCUGCGGGUGUGCAGCGUUUUGUAGAUGCCCAGGAGAGCGAGCAGACGUCCAGCCGCAGGAAGACAGAACUUUUAUUGUGUCAGUUGCCAGGCAAAAGCGCUUUUUAUUGCCACUAAGAAGAUCCCUGUAAGCGAGUGUGCGUGUGUAAAUAAUUGUGUAAGGGGAUCGGCCUCGGCUAAACUCUUUUUUUUUUUUUUUUUUUUAAAUGCAUCUGCUAUAAAUGCAAAUUGAUAGACAUUCCACUGUGCUCCAUCCUGUUCAAUGCAGAUUUUCUUACACAGCUUCCCUUUACAGUAACAGACCUGAAGACCGGACAGAGUACAGUUAUGGUUUGUUGAUAGUCAUAAAUGCAGGUGCAGGUGCAAGCCAGUAAAAUCAAACCCAUGCCGCAAAUGUACACUCUACUGUUGUUCCAUUUAAACCUUUAUUGAAAUUAUGAAAGAAAAUAUUUAACGUAUUAACUAAAGAUUUAUAUUCACUUUGUAAAUACAGUAGUCAUUAAUAUAUUAACUGUUCUUAUAUAAAUAAUCUUUAAAAGGUUAUAUAAUUUGGACCAGAACUAAGGCUUCAGUUGGCCUAAAUGUUUUUGCUUUCUUUUAUAAAAAAAAAUUAUCUUUGCAGAUAUCAGAACUUGGUGUUUGUUGAGUGGAUGUGGGGGAGUGAAACGCAUGGUUUACUGAGACAUGAUGCAGGACAGCGGCAAAAUAGGAAAAUAAUACUUUGUUACACACUUCCCCCCUUUUUCUGAACUGAUGCAAUUGUUUUUGUGGAUUUCAUCUUGGCAGACUGUUUAACGUGUAAUGUAAGCUUUUUCCCUCUUUGUUAAACCCCCUCCCCCUCCCAAGCUAAAUUGAGAAUUUGUUUAAGAAAAUGCAUUUUGGGAAAAAAGAGAAAACAAACAAAAAA